AUGGGAGUUCAAAUGGACCAGAUGAAUGGCCUGAACGGUACGUUGAGCGCCGACAUAGACAACUUCAUUUGCCUGCGCUGUGGCGAAGGCUUCGGGCCAACCGAACAGAUUGUCAACUCGAAUGGCCAGGUUUGGCAUGGCGAAUGCUUCGUGUAGGUUUCUUUGAUAUACUAGUAGAAAAGUUUUAAAUGAACCUACAUUUUUAAAUUUGUAAGUGUAGCUUGGCCGGAAAGUCGAAAAAAGUGCUUGAAACACAAUGCCAAAUUGGCGGCAAACCAAAAUAAAUUAAAUUUAAAACUCAAAAACGCGAGCUAAAAUUUUUCAUAGGUACUAUUGGUAGUACAAAGAAUUCAUAUAAAAAUUUUGAGCUGAUUCUCGGGGCAGGUUGGGUACUUUCCUUGUUAAUUUAAAAUUUUAGUCAAAAAAGUAAGUGACAUUGUGAAUAAAUGUUAAAAAUGUUAAAUAAUGUAUUCAAUAUGAGUUAUACACCCUUUUCAGAUGUUCACAAUGUUUCCUGCCGUUCGAAGAUGGAAUCUUUUACGAAUUCGAAGGCCGAAAGUACUGUGAACACGACUUUCAUGUUCUCUAUGCUCCAUGCUGUGGAAAGUGCAGUAGGUUUUUUAUCUUUAGCUUGUUUUAAAGGUUUAAAAUUUGGAAUUUUCAAAAUAGUAGGAGCUAAAAAAAGGCUAGAAAUGAGCUGAUCAGCUAGAGAACAAGGUUUUGAAUUGCUUGAAAUUAUAUAUAAUGUUUUGAAAUGGCUCGAAAUGAUUAAAAAAGAGUUUGAAAUGGCUUGAACUUAACAAAAAUGGGUUUUAAAGUGCCUAAAAUUAGCAAAAAAAGAGUUCAUAAACAUUGAAAAUUGGCUGAAAAUUGCUAAAAAUCUUUAAAAACACCUUGAAACUGUUAAAAAUAGUUCGAAAUAAGGCAAAAAAGCCUAAAAAUCUUUGUACAUUUUCAGAAAAAUCAUUAAAAUUAAAGAUUUUGUCGAAAAAAGUCAACUUUGGCUGCUUUGCUGCAAAAAGAAUGGCAUUUUUUAAAUAAUUUUGAGUUUUUAGUAAGAGAAACAAAACAGUAUAAUAUAAAUUUAUAAUAUCUUUAAAAUACUGUAAUCUAGCUUAAUAUAACCAUAUAACCUCAUAAUCUUUCAGACGAAUUCAUUGUGGGCCGAGUAAUCAAGGCCAUGAACACGAACUGGCAUCCAGAAUGUUUUACCUGCGAAAUGUGCUCCAAAUGCCUGGCCGAUAUUGGAUUCCUGAGGAACGCUGGUCGCGCACUGUGCCGUGAAUGUAACGAAAUUGAGAAGGCUGCAGGAACAGGACGAUACGUUUGUCACAAAUGUCACGCUAUAAUCGAGGACGAGCACAUCAAGUUCAAGGGCGACAGUUAUCAUCCUUAUCACUUCAAGUGCAAACGUUGCGAGUAAGUACUAAAUAGUAACAGUACUCCUAAAGUAAUAUAUUAUUAAAUUUCAAGUUGAUUUUUAAAAUUUUUUCAACUUUUUAGGGUCGAAUUAACGAAGGAUGCAAGAGAAAUUGGUGGAGAACUAUAUUGUCUACGAUGCCACGACACCAUGGGUAUACCGAUCUGUGGUGCUUGUCAUAGACCGGUUGAGGAACGAGUUGUUACUGCGCUGGGCAAGAAUUGGCAUGUUGAGGUAGGGCAUUAGUUAUCAGAAUGUAUUAGGUGCCGACAUAAUGAACCCACCAUACUUUGCCUGCAAUUUCCUGUAAAAAAUGGCUGGUUCUUUAUGUCGGUACCUAAUAUUUUGUCGUAUUUUACAUUUUAUCACUGUUUUGGAUAUUUUGAAAUUUGAAAUUGGCUAUCAUUAUAUUGUAGUAAGUAUAGUCAAUGCAUAAUAAGUUAAUUUUUAUAGAUUACAAUUUUUAAAAUUUAAACUUUGUAGCACUUUGUCUGUGCCACAUGCGAGAAGCCAUUCAUGGGCCAUAAACACUACGAACGAAAAGGUUUGGCAUAUUGUGAACAACACUUCCACCUUCUGUUUGGCAAAGUCUGCUUCAAGUGUUCGAAACCGUGCGGCGGAGAAGUGUUCCAAGCCCUGGGUAAAACAUGGUGUGUCAAGUGCUUCAGCUGCACGUUAUGCGACAAGAAGUUGGAUCAGAAGUGAGUUGAUUUUUUAAAAUUUUUGGGUUUGGAAAGAUGGAUUUGGACAUGGUUUUUGGGGUUAGGCUGGUUUAAUGUGGCCUAGGUUAUUUUGCGUAACUUUACUGUACUAUUGUAUCGUACCCUACCCUACGCUACUCUACAUUAUCUCAAUUUACCCUACCUUACUCUGCUUUACUCUACCCUACCCUAUCCUACCCUACCCUACCUUUCUCCACAUUAUCCCACAUAUAGUUCCUUACCCCUUACCCUGACCUACUUUAUCCUACCCUACUUUACCUUGCUCUAUUUUAUCUUGCCCUAACGUACCCUUAAAGUGGUAGGUUAGAGGUUUUACUUUUAAAUCUACCUUGAUCUUUAUUUUAUCUUGCCCUACCCUACUUUAAUGGUAAUGUUUAGGGUAGGGUAAGAAAAGUGUAGGACAGGAUAUUAGGAUAGAGUAGCUUACCGUAGUUUUGAGUAGAGUCUGUAAAGAGACGUUAACUUAAAUUUAAAAUUAGUGUAAGAGGUAGCACUUGAAAAUAGUAUUUUACGACGAUUGUACUCUACCGAUACUACCAAAUUGGUUAAACACACUUUGAGCUGAAAACUGUACAUCAUAGUUAAUAUCAAGCUUUGAGAAACCAAAAAGAAGAUUCAAUAAAUUAUGAAAUAAUCCAAAAAAUUCAAAGAUUUAAAAAAUUUUAAAAUUUCGAAAGAUAAAUUUUAAAUUUCAAAAAACAUUUAAAAUACUCAAAAAUAAAUUGAAAUUUUAGAACAAAGUUCUACGAGUUUGACAUGAAACCCACGUGUAAACGGUGCUACGAUCGUUUCCCUACCGAAUUGAAAAAGCGCAUUUCGGAUAAUUUGAAAGAGCGCGAAGUCGACACGAUUCGGCGGAGAAGCGCCUCGCCCGCUCCAACCAAAACUAAGUAA
This is a messenger RNA of Bursaphelenchus okinawaensis, 3036 nucleotides long. NCBI's taxonomy places the organism in Eukaryota, Metazoa, Nematoda, Chromadorea, Rhabditida, Aphelenchoididae. The record is from the annotation of a GenBank genome assembly.